GAGAAGCAGAGGGGCACAUCGCCAGACAGGCCAGCAGCACAGCAGCACAGCAGGCGUAGACAGAGUGAGCUGGGAUUCUUAGUCACCGGGAGUGUGCGAACAGGAGCGAUUAUAACAAGCAGAGCCUUUACCUCAGGGAUCGUCGCACUGUGCGCUCAUCCUGAGCAGCGUUUGCGCUUGAGCGAGCUGCAUCUCUCCGGUGUGCACAUACUCGGGUGGUGUCAGUCAGACCGUCGAUCUGUGACCAGCGUUUGAAUCUCCGCCGUCACUCCGCGCAUCUCCUGGCCGACACCAAUUUCCUGAAGUCCUGGUCAAUCAGUGUAGCCUUUCUCUGCGUGUAGCCUUGGAUCUUCUCUCGAUCUUGCCGUAGAGUCGACGCGGGCGGUAUGGCGGAUCAAGAGAAGAAGGGAGACACGUUGGUGCAGCAAGCAGACAAGAAGCUCAAGGGGUGGGCCUUUUUUGGCGGGAAAUACGACGAGGCGGCAGAGCUGCUGGAGAAAGCGGCGACGUCAUACAAGGUCGCUAAAGCGUGGGACAAAGCGGCGGACACUUACUGUCGGCUGUCGGAGAUUCAGCUCAAGCAUCUGGACAGCUCGCACGAGGCGGCGUCCGCUCUCAUCGAGGCCAGCAACGCGCUCAAGAAGACAAAACCCGCCUUGGCCAAGGAGCGGCUCAAGGAGGCCAUCGACCUCUUCAUCGACAAUGGCCGCCUCAGCAUGGCCGCUCGCCACUGCAAGGACCUGGCGGAGAUGUACGAGAAGGAGGAGGACGCGGCGAACGCGGUGGUGUGGUUCAACCGCGCGGCGGACUUCUAUCAGACGGAGAACGCCAACACGAGCGUCAACCAGAUGAAGCUCAAGGUCGCCGAGUACUCCGCGCUCAACGCCGACUACGCGGCGGCCAUAGAGAUCUACGAGCAGGUGGCGCGGGACUCGCUGAACAGCAACCUGCUCAAGUACAGCGUGAAGAACUACCUGCUCAACGCCGGCAUCUGCCAGCUCUGCCGCAACGACACCGUCGCUGUCAACAACGCCCUUGACAAGUACCAGGACAUGGACCCAACGUUCCCAGACACAAGGGAGUUCAAGCUGCUCUCUAGCCUCGCGCAGGCAGCAGAGGAGGGCGAUGCUGAAGCAUUCACAGAUGCAAUUAAGGAGUUUGACACCAUCACCCGCUUGGAUUCCUGGAAGACAACACUGCUACUGCGAGCAAAGAAUUCCGUGAAGGAUGAAGAACCACUUACAUAAGCUGUUGCAUUCAACCUUGUUGAGUUCUUGCUGCUGUGGUGUUGGGAAAGCUGUUUCACAGUCAGUAUGGGCGACUGUCAGCCCCCUUCCUAGUUAGAUUUCGCUAGUGUUUUGUGUUGUUCGUGGCCUGCCAGCCCAUUCGCGUUAGAUUUGCAUUGUGUCAUCCGAAACCCACUGUUGGGGUGAGGUUGGACGCAAUAAUUGGGUGCACUUUGUUAAUUGGGUGCCUUGAAUAAUAAUGUCAAUCAUCA
Molecule: messenger RNA, 1498 nt
Organism: Closterium sp. NIES-67
Lineage: Eukaryota; Viridiplantae; Streptophyta; Zygnematophyceae; Desmidiales; Closteriaceae
Source: the annotation of a GenBank genome assembly